Messenger RNA from Striga asiatica, 360 nucleotides. NCBI's taxonomy places the organism in Eukaryota, Viridiplantae, Streptophyta, Magnoliopsida, Lamiales, Orobanchaceae. The record is from the annotation of a GenBank genome assembly.
AUGGCCGUCGCAUGUCCCGCACUCGGGAGCAUUUUAGAAAACCGUAACAUCCGUCUUCUACAGAUCAGAUCCAAUGGACAAUUUCCUGGCGGGGAUGGCCCAGAUCCAGAACGGGAUGAACGAACUCCGGCCAAUGAACGAUCUCCUGGCGGGGAUGGCCCAGAUCCAGUGGGUUCGGACCCUCCGGCCGGCCUCCUUCCGACAUGUGGAACAGAAGUGGACCGGAUGAGUGUGCAGGAAUUUAAGGACAAACCGGAACUCCGACGAAGGCUGAAAGUUAUUUAUUGGUUUUACAACGAUCCCAGACUCGGGAUAUUCAAAGUGCGCAAUUUAAUGGAUUUUCUGUUGGAGGAGCCUUGA